Molecule: messenger RNA, 1572 nt
Organism: Triticum turgidum subsp. durum (durum wheat)
Lineage: Eukaryota; Viridiplantae; Streptophyta; Magnoliopsida; Poales; Poaceae
Source: the annotation of a GenBank genome assembly
AUGAAGCACGCGGCGGCUCUGCUGCUGAUACUAGCAGCAGCUGCUCAUGUGCUGCUGCCUUGGGCGCAAUGCCACCGGCUCAACCCGGAGAUCCACGACGCCGGCGGGCUGAGCCGGCAGGGCUUCCCGGAGGGGUUCGUGUUCGGGACGGCCGCGUCGGCGUACCAGGUGGAGGGGAUGGCGGAGCAGGGAGGGCGAGGGCCAAGCAUCUGGGACGCCUUCAUCAAGAUACCAGGGACGAUCGCCGGCAACGGCACCGCCGAUGUGGCCGUCGACGAGUACCAUAGAUACAAGGAGGAUGUGGACAUAAUGAAGAACAUGGGCUUCGACGCGUACCGGUUUUCCAUCUCUUGGUCGAGGAUUUUCCCAGAUGGGACUGGGAAGGUGAAUUGGGAAGGAGUGGGUUACUACAACAGGCUCAUAGAUUACAUGCUUCAGCAAGGCAUCACUCCAUAUGCAAACCUCUAUCACUAUGACCUCCCACUGGCACUCCAUCAGCAGUACCUUGGCUGGCUAAGCCCAAGGAUAGUGGGCGCGUUUGCAGACUAUGCCGAUUUCUGUUUCAAGGUGUUCGGAGACAGGGUGAAGAAUUGGUUUACCUUCAAUGAGCCGAGGUGCGUCGCAGCUCUCGGCUAUGACAAUGGCCUCCAUGCACCGGGGAGGUGUUCUCAGUGCUCUGCAGGAGGUGACUCCACGAUAGAGCCGUACCUUGCCGCGCACCAUCUCAUACUUUCACAUGCUGCGGCGGUGCGGCGAUACCGUGACAAGUAUCAGCAUCACCAAAAGGGGAGGAUUGGAAUUCUCUUGGAUUUUGUAUGGUACGAACCUUUGAGCAACAACAAUGCUGAUCAAGCUGCAGCACAGAGGGCAAGAGACUUCCACCUUGGAUGGUUCCUUGAUCCCAUCAUCCAUGGUCGCUACCCGUUCACGAUGCUCGAGAUUGUCAAGGAUAGGUUGCCACGCUUCAGUGCCGGCGAGUCCACGAUGGUUAAAGGAUCCAUUGACUAUGUUGGUAUCAACCAAUACACUUCUUUCUACAUGAAGGACAAUGGGACUUGGAACCUCACGCCUAUCAGUUACCAAGAUGAUUGGCAUGUUGAAUUUGUCUAUGAACGAGAUGGCGUGCCUAUUGGAGCUCAUGCAAACUCCUACUGGCUUUAUAUUGUACCAUGGGGAAUCAACAAGGCUGUGACCUAUGUUAAAGAAAGAUAUGGAAAUCCUACAAUGAUCCUUGCUGAAAACGGUACUUCAACAUCUCAAGACAUGAAUGAUCAAUGUUAUGGUCUGACAGGGAUGGACCAACCAGGCAACGUGAGUAUCGCUGACGGUGUGUGCGACACAGUACGAAUCUGGUACUACAGAGACUACAUAACCGAGCUCAAGAAGGCGAUAGACGAUGGCGCCCAGGUGAUCGGGUACUUUGCUUGGUCUCUGCUUGACAACUUCGAGUGGAGACUCGGCUACACUGCCCGUUUCGGUAUCGUCUAUGUGGACUACAAGACUCUGAAGAGGUACCCAAAGGACUCAGCGUUAUGGUUCAAGAACAUGCUCUCCGAGAAGAAAAGGAGCUAG